AUGUCAAAGCUGGAAGAACACAUGGAGGGAAUCAUCAAUAUUUACCACCAGUACUCAGUGAGGGUGGGAGAUUUUGACACCCUCAGUAAGAGUGAGCUGAAGCAGCUGAUCACAAGGGAACUUCCAAAUACCCUCAAGAAUACCAGAGAUCAAUCUACCAUUGACAAAAUAUUCCAGGAACUGGAUAGAGAUGGAGACGCACAGAUUAAUUUUAGGGAAUUUGUUGUCCUGAUAAGCAGAGUGCUGGCGACUGCCCAUGACAAUAUCCACUGUGCGUAG
Elephantulus edwardii (Cape elephant shrew) is the source of this 279-nucleotide messenger RNA. RefSeq names its product S100 calcium binding protein A12 (gene S100A12). Bases 1 to 279 code for a protein of 92 amino acids. Gene Ontology annotation, cellular component: cytoplasm; extracellular exosome. The record is from RefSeq and is a predicted model, not a curated record. Gene Ontology annotation, molecular function: calcium ion binding; RAGE receptor binding. Gene Ontology annotation, biological process: endothelial cell migration; positive regulation of canonical NF-kappaB signal transduction; antimicrobial humoral immune response mediated by antimicrobial peptide. NCBI's taxonomy places the organism in Eukaryota, Metazoa, Chordata, Mammalia, Macroscelidea, Macroscelididae. The transcript has 2 exons.